UUAGGAAAUAUAAACUGCUAAAUACCUUUUCUCAACAGCAGUUAGAACAGUCCUGUGACUUCUAUCAGUGUCCAGCAGAGCACUGGUUAAAGCUUGUAGGAGUUUUAUUUCUGCUCUAGGAGGAUGCAGAACCCCUGACCUCAGUGCUGAUUGGCCCUGUGCUGAUCACAUGAACUCUCCCAAGAAAAACACACACCAAACUGAGCAUGUGCAGAGUGUCUCCACACUAUAUGUCAUAUCAGGGGAUAAGAUGAGGGUACUAGAAGAAGGUGAAUAUCAGAGAAGUCAGGAUCAAGCA
This is a messenger RNA of Staurois parvus, 298 nucleotides long. Lineage: Eukaryota; Metazoa; Chordata; Amphibia; Anura; Ranidae. The record is from the annotation of a GenBank genome assembly.